Messenger RNA from Sycon ciliatum, 2796 nucleotides. RefSeq names its product transcription initiation factor TFIID subunit 4-like. Gene Ontology annotation, molecular function: protein heterodimerization activity; RNA polymerase II general transcription initiation factor activity; DNA binding. The transcript is spliced from 13 exons. Gene Ontology annotation, biological process: transcription initiation at RNA polymerase II promoter; DNA-templated transcription. The coding region runs from base 17 to 2014 and encodes 665 amino acids. The record is from RefSeq and is a predicted model, not a curated record. Lineage: Eukaryota; Metazoa; Porifera; Calcarea; Leucosolenida; Sycettidae. Gene Ontology annotation, cellular component: transcription factor TFIID complex.
UCUUGUCUAAUGGAGAAUGGACCAGUCGACAAAACGGUCGGCUGAAGGAGAUUUAGCAGAAAGUGGUGCGAUGGAUAUCUUAGGAAUUGCAGAUGUCCUGGAUGGAUCUGGGGAGGAUACCCGAGCUGUACAGGAUAUGGCUGCAUCGUUGGCGCAGCAGUUAGGCUCCGAGCCUACCCCUCGUCCUGCUGCACCCACUCCUCCUAUUCGUAACACUGCUUCACCCAAAGUAAUGGAAACACAAAUGAGAGAUAAAGUCAAUAGGUUGAGGCAGUUAUUGGGACGACUCAUUGAAAUGGCGACGCAGAAGGACGAGAAAUUCGGGCAGGUGAUGAGAGAAUUGGUGAAAAAGCUUCUGGAUGGGAACAUGUCUGAUUCCAAGUUCAUCACGGAGAUCGACAGGAUAGGAGGAAUCAAACUUCAGUCACAGGCAGCAAACUUUCCACACUUUCUCUCGUCCACUUUACCGUAUCUACGAUUUCAACUACAGCAGGAGACUCAGGCCAUCUUCCAGCAGAAAGCUAAGCGCGCAACUCCCAGCAUCAAAACCGAGCCAGCAUCCACAUCCCCUGCACCACCGACGACCAUGACGCAGGCUGCAAUACCUGCUGCUGCGCCUACUACUGCAGCUACUCCAAGCGCAACCCCAGCUGCUGCGGCGAUUUCCGCAAGUACAAAUUCCGUCACAGCCGCCGCUGCAGGUGUAACAACUACUUCCAGCACUCGCGUCACCCCAGCAGUAGCCGCCGCUGCUGCUGCUGCUGCCUCUGCGACUGCCACUGGUAGCAGCCCUAACACACCAACACCAUUGGUGAAUCCCAACGCUCUCCGAGCCUUGCUGCAGGCUGCAGGCCAGCAGAAGAUGAUGGAAGCGCUGAAGAACCCGCAGCUCUACCAUAUGUUCAUGCAGCGCCACGCGCAGCAGGCGUCACUAGCCGCCAAGGGACAGCAGAGGCCGACUGCUGCCACCACCACCGCCACCGCAGCACCCACUGUGCCUCCGCAGGUGUCUAGCAUCUCUGCGACAACCGCAACCGCCAACCUUGCUCCGGCAGUGCUGAAAACGCCGGCGCCACCGUCCGUGGUUGCUUCCACGGCGUCGGCUUCGGUACCGACACCAACGACUGCAGUGGCCGUACCGAGUCAUCCACAGCCAGUGGCGACGUCUUCUGCACCGACCGCAAGUAGCACAACAACACCAUCCAAGCCAAGUGCCACCAGCAAGGCUGCAAAGUCUAAAACGAAAGACGAUGCACCCGGGGAGGAUGAUAACGAUGUGACGCUCGUUGGAGGAGUAAAUCUCCGUGAGGAGACGGCGAUUCUAACUGGUGCUGAGCAUGCCCCACUUCAAACACAAACUUGCGGUGAUCAAACACUUCUCGCUGCUGACCCUCUGCGUCAGCUGAUCGCAAAGAAAGUCAAAGAGUGCGGUCUGGAGUCUGCAUCGCCUGAGGUUACUCAGCUUAUGUCCCAUGCAAUGGAGGCUCGGUUACGAGACACACUCGAGAAGCUCACUGUGAUCAACCAGCAUCGAGCGGAGCACUACAAGGAGGAUAGCCAGGUGGAAAUCACAACGCAGGCUAGAGGGCAGUUGCGAUUCCUUGAAGAAGUCGAUCGGCAUAACACGAAAAAGCGGCAAGAACAGCAGCGCGAGAUGCUCCUGAAAGCGGCGAAAAGUCGAGCGAGACCGGACGAUCCCGAGGCGGCGCUGCUGAAAGAAAAAGCCCGGCAGGUUCAGCACGAAGAAGAUGAGCUGAUGCGUAAAAACGCCGCUAACUUGGCUGCUCUGGCUGCCAUCGGUCCUCGUAGGAAACGGAAAGCAGACGAGGAACUGACCGCGUCGACAGAAGCUGCUAGUGGAGCCCCGGGCGUCGCGGCAUCGCAGCCAUACGCAAGUCAACUACGUACACGACAGCGCCGCAUCGGUCUCAAGGACUACCUGUUUUAUCUGGAGCAGGAGAAGACCAAGCGCCACUCCAAGGAGCUGUUCAAAGCCUACAUGAAGCAAACGUAGCAGCAGGCAGCGGCCGAGCAGGCGUGCGCAGCACCGCGGGUCGGUGCUAAGCGUGACAAUCAUGUGAACGGUGUCUGCACCCAUUUAUUGCUGCUGGUGGUGGUGGUGGGAAGUAGCUGAAGUGCUGCUGUAAAUCGAAUGGACAGGCUUGCUUCUGGAAGCUGAUUCUCAUAUGGCAUAUCCUUGCGAUCCCAGAUGUUCUUUGAUUUGGGAAAGUUGCAAUACUUGUCCCAACCAAUUGGCUUUCUUGCACUCUGUACUGUGUGUGUAGAGUAGUGUGGCUCCCUUCCCCUUCUCAAGCACAUGUGUGAGCUGGUCAUUAGGGUUUGCGUUGUUUUGUUUGGUCCUUUUUUUUAAAGUAUAUAUUUUUACAGUCCUAUCACUUGGCGGGAGACCUACUGGCUUUGCUGAACGCAGGAUGCGCAUGCGUGUGUGGCUGUGUGUGCAGAUAUCCUCGCAUUUCUUUUGGCAUAUUUUCUUUUUACUCCACUAGUACGAGUGAGCGUUCCUGUUAUGUUCCACUGUUCCCGUUGCUUGUCCUCGCACUCAUUGUGUCGUCUCACCUGAGUCUUUUUAAAGUUCUGGUAGGGGGAAUGUACUCGUACACCUGCCAGGCCGUCGCUGAUCCUAUCCCUUUUAUUUCAUGCUCUCUCUCCUCUUCGGUGCUGUGAUACACAUGCCCCAGCCUGAGUGGCGUAGUAAGAGCGUUUUCAUUAGCUCACUAACAUCUCCACUCAUCAGAAAUCACCAUGCGUGCACACGUGUGUGCCCCGUAACAUCAA